Molecule: messenger RNA, 8759 nt
Organism: Magallana angulata
Lineage: Eukaryota; Metazoa; Mollusca; Bivalvia; Ostreida; Ostreidae
Exons: 55
Coding region: 185-8062 (2625 amino acids)
Molecular function (GO): calcium ion binding; protein binding
Source: RefSeq, a predicted model, not a curated record
CUAGCAUUCUAGCCAGUGUCGGUAUGUAUAUAUAACAUAAUAGAUAAUAAUCAUACCUUUUACUGACCGGCGCUGAAGACAGGGAUAAAUAUUGCAGUUCUUCUAAAAUCUCACCGGAUAAACCGAGCAAAUUCCAAAGGAGCACGGGACCUCCAGAGAGUGAGAGGUCGACAUCAGAGCUGCCAUGAACAGUAUCCACAUCGUCACUGCCGCAGUGUGGAUAUCUGCCUUAAUAUCUGUCCACGCCCAGACAGAAAGCCGUUGCUCUUUAGAUAAGUAUUUUCUCUGUGAUGACAAUGCCGAUUGUACGGACAAUGUAAACGGGUCGUUUACUUGUACCUGUAAACCAGAUUACCAAGGCGACGGACUGAAGGGGGACAACCACACUGGCUGCAGACUGGCGGGAGACCACCAUCCGUGCAACAAUGAGACAGCAGCAGAGGAAUGCCACUCCUAUGCGUUCUGUUCAGCAGGCGGAUAUUGCGAAUGUAAUUCUGGAUACAAGGGUGAUGGCAAAAAUGACUGCAAAGACAUUGAUGAAUGUGCCACGUUAAAUCCAUGCCAUGUCAAUGCUAACUGUCAGAAUCAGCUGGGAACCUUUGAGUGUAUAUGUAAAGCCGGAUACAAAGGAGAUGGCUAUAACUGCACUUAUUACUGUACACAUAACGAACAAUGCCACAGUGAUGCUGUUUGUGUGAACUCAGAAUGUGUGUGUAAUGGUGGCUUCUCUGGAAAUGGAACGCAUUGUACAGAUGUCAAUGAGUGUGAUCUGAAGACCUACACAUGUGACCCUAAUGCGGAGUGCGAGAACAUCGUGGGAAGCUAUUACUGCAUCUGUAACGCUGGCUAUACUGGGAGUGGAAAAUCCUGCACGCUAAUGCCCAAAAAUUGUGAUGAAAUUUUUCAAAAGAACAAGAUGUCCAAAGAUGGAGUGUACACAAUUGAUGCUGAUGGCACAGGACCCAUUCCUGAGUUCCAGGUUUACUGUGAUAUGCGCCCGAACCUAGGAAUCACCAUCAUGAACACCACUGCCCCCACGACACAGAUCACUCAAGGUCGUCCAGAGGUCACGGUCACCUACAACGCCACCCACCCUCAGAUCAUCAAGGUCAUAGAGACCUCAAACUUCUGCUAUCAGUACAUGGGAACAACAUGCAGAAACAAUGCUAAAACUCUGGAUGGCAAUGACUACUGGGUCGAUGGCAAAGGAACUCAACACAAGACGUGGGGAGGGGCUACAUUCCAGGGCAAGUGUUCAUGUGGUCAAAUGAGAUACUGUGAGACCAGACAGGCCAACUGUAACUGUGAUGGCACAAGGUCAGGGGUCAAGGACGAAGGGAAGAUACUGGACAAGGCUCUACUGCCGAUACAGAAGGUUCACUUUGGUCUUGACAGCUCAUCUCAGUUGAUGGACGUUGAGAUUGGAAAUGUAGUGUGUGGACCUAAACCAUUUGAUUUCCCCAUUGACUGUGACGAUGCCAAGUUUAACACUCUGUACAAGGUUAAGGAGGAUGGCCCUCAGAUCAUUGAUAUAGACGGCCCUGAUGGCCCCGCCAACCCGGUCCUAGUCCACUGUGACAUGGAGUCCUACCCUCACGUAGGGAUAACCGUCAUCCCCCACGACAACUAUGAUCCAGUCAGCCCCACAGCCCCAGAACAACACAGUUUGACCUAUGUCAUUGACAAGCCGUCCAUACUGAAGAUCAUUGAGGAGUCGGCCUUCUGUCGGCAGGAAGUGGAGUACAGCUGCACUGAUUCAAGGCUGAUGAACGGAGGGGACAAGAAGGGAUUCUUCAGCGACCUGAAUGGGGUGGUCAAGGACUACUGGCCCGGCGGUAAUGGGGUGGCAGGAAUGUGUGGAUGUGGUCUGACCAAGACUUGUGCCGAACCAGACAAAAAUUGUAAUUGUGACACAAUGGACGGCCGACCCAGGAAAGACAUAGGUGUUGUCACCAAACCAGAGGACCUCCCCGUUGGGUCUGUGACCUUCAAUGAGAUUGGGGACAGUAGCAGUGGACAGUAUUUUGUGGCCCCCCUCAAAUGUAGCAGACAAGAAUUUGGGUUUGAGGUCAACUGUCAAGGCUACCUCAACAGAGGUCAGAACUACAGCUACACAUACAUGGUAGAUGUUGAUGGCCCCUCCCCAAGAGACAAGUCUGACCCCACCAAUGUGGAGCCCUUCCCUGUGGAAUGUCAGAUGCAGAUGGAGCCCCCACUUGGUAUUACCAUUGUACAUCACGAGCAAGAAUCACAGCAAACAAUUAUAGGAGGAAGCCUAUCAUUUAAGUACCGCUAUGUCACAGACGAGCAGCUCGCCAAACUACGCGUCCGAUCAGUGUACUGUUCUCAGUCUGUGGUCCAUUCCUGUGUCAAGUCUCCAGUGUUUGCACAAGAUGGGACCUCGAUUGGUUACUGGGAGGACCUAAGUGGUACCAAGCACUACUAUUACACCGGUAAGGAGGGAGAGGGGUGUGCCUGUAGUUUGACCCAGAGCUGUGCGGGGGGAUCCACCACCAAAUGUAACUGCGACAUCAAUGACAGCACACUCAGAAAUGACACAGGGACUUUGGUGGACAAAGAGGUGUUGCCAGUCAAGAAAAUGGUUUUCAGUGUCACUGGAACGUCUACUGUCGACAUUGGUCCACUCAGAUGUUUAGAGGUGUUCCCUACUUGUGCAGAUCUUUACAACUUUAUGAUUGGCAAGAGGUUUGAGAGCGAGAAGAUGUUGGACAGUAACCGUGACUACACGGUAGAUCCGGACGGAGCAGAGGGAGUGGAUCCUUUUGUGGUCAGCUGUCAGUUCCCGAUGACUGUCAUCAAAAUUGGUCCAGGCUACUUUAACUACACAUAUGGCCAGCCAGGGGAUUCUCCAGUGACCAAAUGUUUUCAAAUCGAUUACGAGCCAGAUAUUUCCAAAGAACAGAUACAGGCUUUGGUUGAGAAAAGUAGUCAUUGUACACAACACUUGAGGUAUACCUGUAAAAAUGCCCCCAAAACUGGCAAAGUUACAUACAGUACAUGUGAUGGAACUCUCAAGAAAGGUUGGGGAGGAUCGGGUGGGAUAGAUGCAUGUGCCUGCGGAACCAGUGGCACCUGUGAGGGACCGGCAGGGGCCAAGUGUAACUGUGACCUCGAGGACGGUCAGAGUCGCAGCGACGACGGGUGGAUCUACGACAAGACCCGCCUCCCUGUGUGUGAGGUGUGUAUCACCCUGGACCCCACCACUCCGGUGAUGACCAGUCGUACAGCGGCCUAUGUGGUGUCUAACCUUCACUGCAACAGUGGACCAAUUGGAAUGUAUGGUUCGUGUCAGGCCAGAAGGAACACCGGAGAACUGAAGAAUGUAACAACGUAUGUAGAUCCAGAUGGACUGUGGUCCGGAGAGCCUGGAUUCCCAGUAUACUGCUCUUAUAUUCCACAUCCUCCAGUUGGAUUCACAGAAAUUCGACCAAAGGAACCAGAGAUUAUCGUAGAGUAUAUUCCAGGAGAGAUAGAAAUUUUAUACUACCUCUUUAACAUUACCAUGGUUCACAGUCUGGUGGAGAAGUCUCAGUACUGUGAACAGGAAAUCUAUGUCCUGUGUAACGGAGCGCCCCAGCCCAGUGAACAAACCGGGCGCAAGAUGAACGACUGGGAACCACAGGCCGAGGGAGGAGGAAUCCAGUGUAAGGCGGGCAGCUGUAUCUGUACUCAGCAGGGAACGGAGGUGUACGGAGGCUUCAUCACGGUCAAGGACCUCCUCCCGGUCUCCUGGAUCAACCUCCCCCAGUCCACACAGCAGAGAAAACUUGUCACAGGCGCAAUGAAAUGUUACGAUGUGUAUCCUGAUUGUAAUGAAAUCAAACUUGCCAAGAUGGACAAGAAUCCACUGAGGAACAACCUGUACGCUAUAGACCCCGACGGUGCAGGUGGAGUGCCUCUAUUCCCGGCCUACUGCGACUUCAAAACCAAUGAAAGAAUUGGCAUCACUGAGAUUCCUGUUGAAGAGCCAGGUGUGCCCUUCAAGCUGACAGUGACUGGACAGCCAGACCCAGAGAAGAACAAGCACUCCAUCCUGUACCCUGAUGCCACACCAGAACAAAUCCACGAACUGACAUCAAGGUCAUCCUUCUGUCACCAGGGUAUCCAAUACGAAUGUGUGGAGAGUCCUAUAACAGACGCUGGUUACUAUGAUAUAUACAAUGGCUCCAGUGUGUCCAGUUUUGGUACUGGGUAUGCUUCCUCUACAGAAGGCUGUGCUUGUACAUUGACCAACACCUGUCCCGCCGGGAGACUCUGUCAUUGUGACGCUAAAGGCAGUAUGGUGGCCUAUGAUGUAGGGGAGGUAACCGAUGGAAGCAUCUUGCCGGUGACUGAACUCAGCUUUGGUGGUCAGACCACUAGUGGUGCCAAGGCUACCGCUACCCUCACCAACGUCAGGUGUGGGCCCCCUGGAGAGGUGUUCGAUUUGCCCAAGGAUUGUGAGGAAGCUUACAAGAAUGGAUAUAAGACUGGAGAAGUGAUGAUCUGGCCAACAGCCACCAUCAAACCGUUCUUUGUGUACUGUGAUAUGGAACUGGUGCCCAACCAUGGGGUAACAAUCAUUGGUAACGACAGGGAGGAAAAAACUCCUGUGGAUGGAACCAAGGUGGUGACGGUCACCUACAACAAUGUGACGGAGGAGCAGGUGGAAUCGCUGACCCAUAUCUCCUCAUUCUGCUUCCAGCCGGUCAAGUAUGACUGCUACAACACUCUGUUUAUUGGGAGCAACCUGUUUAACUGGGUAGGAGGCAAUGUACAGGAUAAUAGAUUCCUGGGGAUCGGUGGGGAGGGAGAGUGUACCUGUGCCAAGUCUCAGCAGUGUGGGGGUAACGUCAGCGAAGCCAUCCUCAGAACUAGGAAAUGUAAUUGUGAUGCGGCGGAGCUACAGUGGCGUCGUGACGGAGGGGUCAUCAACAGCACCAGUAAGCUCCCUGUGAAGACCCUCAACUUCAUGGACAGCCAGCGGGAGGAGGCACAGGGAAUCAUCACUCUAGGGAAACUAUACUGCGCACAGGUUGACUUUGAUCUGGAUGAGUGUAAGAUGGAUUUUGAUGACUGUGAUUCGAAUGCAGUCUGCAUCAACAAGUACGGAUCAUUCGGCUGUAAAUGUAAGGCCGGAUACAACGGAUACCCGGAGCAGCCCGGACGGUGGGCAAAUGGACGAAACUGUUUUGAUGACGAUGAGUGUGCUCUGUUGAGAUGCCCCCACUCUGCAGUGUGUACCAACACCAUUGGUUCCUUCAAGUGUACCUGUAAGGCUGGCUAUAUACAAACCUCCCCCACCACCUGUCAGGACAUCAAUGAGUGUGCGGACCCGAGUCUGAAUGACUGUGACCCCAAUGCCAAGUGUUACAAUCUGGAGGGAACCUUUGAGUGUCGGUGUAAGCGUGGAUAUCGGGGAGAUGGCAAGAUCUGUGAAUCUGUUGGUCUGUGUUCCUGUUUUGGUGACCCCCACUGUAUCUCGUUUGACCAGCGAUGGCUGCACUUCCAGGGAGACUGUCAGUACGUCAUGUCCAAGGACGGUUGUCACGGUACCACCCCCACCUACCAAGUCCUGACCACUCACUGGAACCAGGACCGCCCAGAGGCCACCGGAGUCUCCUGGGUCAAAUCUGUCACCGUCAUCCUACCUGGAUAUACUGUAGAGUUGUUGCAAAACUAUGAAGUGAGAGUAAACCAGCUGAAGAGAACCUUGCCGUACAAACCAGAGGGGAGACUACUCAUCAGACGAUAUGGAAAUUGGGUGGAAGUGUACAGUGAGCUGGGAGUACAGGUGAACUGGGACGGGUUCCAGGCGGUGGAGAUUCAGCUGACCAAGAGCUUCCAGAACCAGACGUGUGGACUGUGUGGAGACUACAACCAGAAUCCGGACGAUGACUGGAGGCUGGGGCCGGAGUGUGAUGUCACCGGGGAAAUCACUGAAAACUUCAACAAGUUUGGUAACUCCUAUGUGGUGAAGAGUUAUGCCGACAACAAUCCUACAUGUUCCCACAACUGCUUCGCCCCACCGGAGGAGCCAGAGUGUAAAGAGACAGAGAAACAGAUCGCUGAGUACUACUGUAACCAGGUGUUUGACCUCAACGGCAAAUUGAAGUCCUGCCUGACGAGGAUGGAGCCGUCGGACCUGGAGCAGUAUAAGACUUCCUGUGUGUACGACGUGUGCUGGGUCAACGACGAAAUCUGUAAGAUCGCUAGUCAGCUGGUCAAAGACUGUCAGAACAACUAUGGCAUGAACCUCACCGACUGGCGCUCUCCCAAACUCUGUGAGAUAACCUGUGGAGAGAACAUGGAGUAUUUGACAUGUGCUACCUCCGACCGUAUGAAGACCUGCGCGGACAUCAUGGGAACAGCAGCCUUGCCCACCCAGGACCUGUGUCAGGAGGGGUGCUACUGUAAGGAGGGCAUGGUGCUGGAUGGGGACAAGUGUGUCGACCCCGGAGACUGUGGCUGUAACUACAAAGGGGAAUACUACACUGCAGGGCAGGUGCUUGUUCCUGAGGGAUGUGAUGUCAGCAUGGUGUGUAGUGAGACCACCAAAAAGUUUGACUCUACUCCACUAAAAUGUCACACUGACGCCUCAUGUAAAUUCGAGGAUGGUAUCUAUGGCUGCCACUGUAACUACAUGUACCGAGGAGAUGGACAGAACUGUACUUAUGACCCUUGUGGAAACAAACCUUGUGGGAAGAAUCAGACCUGUGUGGUGACGGAUACAGGCUUUGUGUGUGAGUGCAUGAUGGGAUACCAAGGAGAUUGUAACAAAUGUGAAGACAUUGAUGAGUGUGCCACUCAAACAGAUGAAUGUCCAGAUAAUUCCCGGUGUAUCAACACUCCAGGCUCAUACCGCUGUGAAUGCUGGUCUGGGUUUACAAAGAUUGGGGAAAUUUGUGAGGAUAUUGAUGAAUGUGAGAUUACCAGCCUGAACAAAUGUAACUCCUCCACAAGGUGCUUUAACCGACCGGGAGGGUACCACUGUGAACCCUGUGAUGAUGCAUCAGCAGUCAAGUGCUGUGCCUGCUUUGGCUAUCGAUGUAAAAUUCCAGGACAGGUUUGUGGAACAGAUGGCAAAACUUAUAAUUCUGAGAAAGACCUGAUUAUAGAGGCAUGUGAGACAGGGAAGAGUGGUUACUUUGGACUGAGGGUUGACUACAAAGGACCAUGUAUAGAUGUUUGUCAAGACCAGUGUCCAACGUGGCAGAAAUGUCGAAUUGAUGACAAAGGAAAGCCAACCUGCGAGUGCGAGGAAUGCACCGCGGAGGAAUCGCAGCCAGAUAGUCCAAAAGUGUGCAGUAACAUGCUGGACCUUUACCCCAACAUGUGUGUGUUCAAGAAAGUCAUGUGUAUGCUGGAUUUGGAACACGUUCCCCUCAACACAACAACACCAUGCUUUGACAAAUCAGGAGAGCCAGUGACCUCUGACUGGUCCCCGUGGACCACCUGCAGCGUUACCUGUGGGCGGGGGACCCAGACAAGGACCCGUAAACCAACCCGCGACUUUGACGCCUUCCUGGCUGGUAAAUACCCUCUAGAGGAUGUCAAGAAAUGCUACAUGGAUCCCUGCCCAGAUGGUCCUUGUUAUGAGUUUAACUGCACAGUGUCCUCUGAGGUCUGUCUGGUGAUUGCUAACAAGGCCAAGUGCGAGUGUCCCGAGUGUAGCGGACUGGAGGAGGAUAGUGUGUGUGCGAUGGUCGGACCGGACAGGGACACGUACAAGAACCCGUGUGAGGCCCGCAGGGAGGCCUGUAACAAUAGUCUGCCCAUGGAGGUUCUGAAUGAGGGAGAGUGUGGAGUGGCCCCACUGAACUGUACACGAAUGCCCCAUCUAAUUUCCAUCACAAGUGAUGAUGGGUGUGUUUCCCAUACAAAGAUCAAUGUAGCUAAGUGUGAUGGUGGCUGUGGAAAGUUCUCCACUCUGUGUUGUGACAAAGCCGUCACCCGCAAGGAGGACGUGGCACUCAUCUGUCCAGACAACUCUGUCAAACACCAACUGGUGGAUGUCAUAGAAGAAUGUAAAUGUAAACCUGCUCCGAAGCCCACAAAGUAAAAACCUCCCUGCAGGGGCGGGGCGCCCACUCUCAUAUUCUGCAAUAAUUUCAUAGAACUAUCAUGCUAACAGUAGGACACUAAGCACAGUCAAAUUGUAAACUAGCCAUUUCUCUGGUGAUACUGUACUUAUUAAUUUUGAGCUUAAUUGGCAGCUAUUAAAGUUUUUUCAUUCAGCUGGUUUUUCUUCUUCUAUAUUUGAGGUGUCAGUUCAUACAACAAGUUUUCUAAGAUAGACCAUUAUAAUUGAAAUCCAGCAUGCUUUUAACGGAAAUCAUCCUUUUGUAUUAAACUUGUCAGUUUUAAAACUUUGACAAUAGAUGAGGGCCAUAGAGGAAUUAAAUUUUAAUUUAAACUGUACUUAAUGUACUUAAUGUACUUAAACUUAAUAUCAGUUGUCCAUUGAUGUAUUCUUGAAUGGUCUAUAUAGAUCAAACACUUAAUGUUGUUACAUGUUUGUGAUGAAUUAAAACAAUUAACAAAUGGCUGGUGUCACACAUUUUUUUCUACUAUCAUCUUUGUGUUGGAUCGCUUUCUUGGAUUUUAUUAUGUUAUAGGAAAGCACCUGUUAUGAUCAUCUAUUGCACCCAUGCUUCCAAGUGAACUAUUAACUAAUCAGUGUGUCUUUUAAUGACAACUUAUCUGUUUUCAUCUCGUAUAACUUCUAUUUUGAAUAAUAAAGUUCAUAGGUCAAUAUC